This is a messenger RNA of Euleptes europaea (tarantolino), 887 nucleotides long. RefSeq names its product lysophospholipase 2 (gene LYPLA2). The transcript has 9 exons. Gene Ontology annotation, molecular function: carboxylic ester hydrolase activity; palmitoyl-(protein) hydrolase activity. The record is from RefSeq and is a predicted model, not a curated record. Bases 26 to 724 code for a protein of 232 amino acids. Gene Ontology annotation, biological process: protein depalmitoylation. Gene Ontology annotation, cellular component: cytoplasm. Lineage: Eukaryota; Metazoa; Chordata; Lepidosauria; Squamata; Sphaerodactylidae.
AGCAGUUGGAAGUCUCUAUUGGUGUAUGUGCGGUAACAACAUGUCUGUCCCCCUCCUCGCCGAUGCCGUGACCGUUUCAGGGGCAGAGCGGGAGACUGCAGCGGUCAUUUUUUUACACGGGCUUGGAGACACAGGGCACAGCUGGGCUGAGGCCCUGUCUGCCAUUCGGCUCCCUUAUGUGAAAUACAUCUGUCCUCAUGCGCCCAGGAUCCCCGUCACGCUCAAUAUGAAGAUGGUCAUGCCAUCCUGGUUUGAUUUGAUGGGGCUGAGUCCAGACGCUCCGGAGGACGAAACUGGAAUCAAAAAAGCUGCCGAGAACAUUAAAGCAGUCAUCGAGCAUGAGGUGAAGAACGGAAUCCCAGCCAGCCGCAUCAUCCUAGGAGGCUUUUCACAGGGUGGUGCGCUCUCCCUCUACACGGCUCUCACUUGCCCGCACCAACUGGCUGGCAUCGUUGCCCUCAGCUGCUGGCUCCCCCUGCAUAAGGCCUUCCCUCAGGCGGCAAACAACAGCAUGAACAAAGACAUACCCAUUCUUCAGUGUCACGGGGAGAUGGACCCCAUGAUCCCUGUGCGUUUCGGGGCCCUCACUGCUGAGAAACUGAAGUGUGUUGUGACCCCAAGCAAGAUCCAGUUCAGAACUUAUCCCGGACUGAUGCAUAGCUCCUGCCCUCAGGAGAUGAUGGCUGUGAAAGAGUUCAUCGAGAAGUUGCUGCCCAGGAUUUAAAUGGAUCUACUCAAGACUGUUGCAGGGAGAGGAGGCCAAAGGUCACCGCCUCCGAUCUUUAACCCUUGACCUGUCAGUUACAUUUGGAAGCCAUGGUGAUCCACCUCCACUCCAGUCGGUUUCCUUUCUCUGGCCCUUCCCUUUCUCCGGCGCUUGCCCCUCU